This is a messenger RNA of Striga asiatica, 393 nucleotides long. The record is from the annotation of a GenBank genome assembly. Lineage: Eukaryota; Viridiplantae; Streptophyta; Magnoliopsida; Lamiales; Orobanchaceae.
AUGCACUGCUUGUUAAAGAACGUGAGGUUGCUUAGACGGCAAUUGAAGAAGCUGCAAUUGUUAAAGAAACCCAAGUUCCUGUUGAGGAUACUGCCAAGAUCGAGGCUCUUACAGCCGAAAUGGAGAAAAGCCCCAAACGUCAAUAACUUAAAGGAUCCUAAGUAUGGGGUGGGUAAAGUUAAAGGAUACGACAUAAUAAGGAACAAUCGUGGGGGCAAAGAUCCUAAGGUCAUGUACAAGUAUACUCAUUUUAUCAAGUCUGUUUCGAUUCCGAAAGAUAAAGUGAAUAAAUACCAAGGCGAGCAGUUCACGCAGCUGAAAUCUGCAAAUUGCUGCAGAUUUCAUGGGUUCAGAAGCAUAGUUCCUGAAUAUUCAUUAUUGCAAGAAGAAUAA